Ctenopharyngodon idella (grass carp) is the source of this 2880-nucleotide messenger RNA. Its product is annotated as von Willebrand factor A domain-containing protein 5A-like. The record is from RefSeq and is a predicted model, not a curated record. The coding region runs from base 175 to 2580 and encodes 801 amino acids. The transcript is spliced from 21 exons. NCBI's taxonomy places the organism in Eukaryota, Metazoa, Chordata, Actinopteri, Cypriniformes, Xenocyprididae.
UUCAUGAGCCACGCCUCUCGCCCGCAGCUUUGCUUCAAAACAACAGUUGAUUCAGCUUCAUUUUCUGCACGUCAUCCGACUCUUCCUGAAACACCGUGACGCGGUCAGAGAGAAAGUCAUUUUCAUCUUAUUCUCUGAGUCGAUCGCUGAGGAUUAAUAACAACAACCGUCAGGAUGGUGAACUGCUGUGGUCUCGUGUCUGAAAAAAAUGAGCCAGUUCCUCUGAAGAGCAUCUCAGUGCAGCUGCAGGUUAAGGAUCACGUAGUCUCCGUCAGCUCCAGCCUGCAGUAUGUCAAUGAGGAGGAGCGCCCCCUGGAGGCCGUGUUCGUCUUCCCGCUGCCCGCCGAUGCCGCCGUCUGCCACUUCAGUGCCAAGAUCGGAGAGCAGGAGAUUGUGGCGGAGGUGCAGGACAAACAGAGCGCGCGGGAUCAGUAUGACGACGCUGUGAGUUCGGGUCAGCAGGCGUUUCUGCUGGAAGAGAGCGAUGAGAGUUCGGAUGUGUUCAAACUGAGUGUCGGGUGUUUGUCUCCGGGUCAGAACGCCGUCAUCACCAUCGUCUAUGUGAUGGAGCUCAGCGUUCAGGCCGACCACGCGCUGCGCUUCUGUCUGCCGGCCGUACUCAACCCCAGAUACACACCCGCAGCUUCAGCCGCUGGUGUUCCAGAAGUUUCCUCAGCAUGUGUUAUUCCCUACACACUGUCUCUGAGUGUCGAUGUGAGAUCUUCAGACCGCAUCUCCAGACUGGAGUCCAGCUGCCCUCUGGAUCCUCUGGUGUUCCUCGACUCUGACCACACUCACGCCACGGUGAAUCUGAGUGCUGGUCACCGGUUCGAUAAGGAUGUUGAGCUGCUUCUGUACUAUGAGAAUACCCAUCAGCCCACUGCUGUCAUGGAGGCCGGAGCAGCCACGGCUCAGCCAGGCUCUCUGAUGGGUGACCCGGUGCUCAUGAUCAGUUUGUACCCAGAGUUCCCUGCAGACAUAAUGUCAUCGUUGGCAUCUCAAGGCGAGUUUGUUUUUGUGGUUGACAGAUCUGGUAGUAUGGACUGCGUGAUGCAUCAUGGGAAAGACGCACAGAUGCGCAUUGAAAGUGCAAGAGACACGCUGUUGUUGCUGCUGAAGAGUCUGCCCAUGGGAUGCUACUUCAACAUCUAUGGAUUCGGCUCUCACUUUGAGUCCUUCUUCCCUCAGAGUGUUGUGUACAGCGAGGACACGAUGAAAGAGGCUCUAAAGAGAGUGAAGAACAUGAGGGCAGACAUGGGCGGCACAGAGAUCCUCCAGCCUCUGAAACACAUCUACAGUCAGCCCUGUUACCCAGAUCACCCCCGACAGCUGUUCAUCUUCACGGAUGGAGAGGUGUGGAACACUAAAGAGGUGCUGGAUCUGGUGAAGAGUCACGUCUACUCUCACAGGUGUUUCUCCUUCGGGAUCGGUGAGGGUGCGAGUACGGCUCUCAUCACAGGAAUGGCCAGAGAAGGUUCUGGUCAUGCUCAGUUCAUCACAGGCACUGACCGCAUGCAGCCCAAAGUGAUGCAGUCGCUCAGGUUUGCUCUCCAGCCAGCCGUGGACAGUAUCUCUGUGGACUGGACCGUUCCCGAGGGUGUUACGGUGGACAUGCUGUCCCAACCCAUCAACACCCUGUUCCAGGGUCAGAGGGCGCUCAUCUACGCUCAGCUGAAAGGACAGAGUUCAGGAACGACAGAAGGAGCAGUAACUCUGAAAUACAAGCUGAAAGAUCAACCAGUGACUAACCAGCUCCAGUUUACUCUGAAACCUAAGGAAGACACAGGACUGACGAUCCACCGGCUGGCGGCCCGGUCUGUGAUCCGCUCUCUGGAGCUGCAGGAGCGGGCCGGAGGAGCAGACACGGAGGCCGUCAGGAGCAGGAUCGUGGAGCUCAGUGUUCAGGCAGGAGUGAGCAGCGUUCACACAGCCUUCAUCGGCGUCAAUAAAGACAGCAAACAGACCGUCAAAGGGCCGCUGCAGCAGAGGAGAGUGCCAGUACAGGGUAUGUUUCUACAAAGGUCUACAAUGCAGUGUGCCCCUAUGAGAAUGUGCGCUUCUUCCCAAAGAGCAACGACCGCAAUGGCGGCUCCCAUGUCGUCACGUUCUGGCACAAUGGCGGCUCCUCUAAUGGCAUUUCAAUCUCCAAUGUCACAUGCCUUUGAUUCGAUGUCUAAUCGUGCCAUCUUCCAGUCUGCUGACUGCAGCAUGAUUGAAUGUGAUUCUGCAUCAGAUCAGGAACCCGAGCCCCAGGCGGACCCUUUGCUCCAGCUGGUCUCUCUUCAGAAGGCCUCGGGAUGCUGGGAACUGAACGCCGCACUGGCUGAUGUGUUUGGAAAGACGGAGGACGAGGUGACCAAACACAGACCAGCACAGGUGGACGGGUCAGUGUGGGCCACCGUUCUGGCCCUGAUCUGGUUAAACGCAUGUAGAUCAGAUGACCAGGUGGAGUGGCAGUUUGUGGCCAUGAAGGCGGCGUCGUGGAUCCACUCUCAGAAACCGGACGGCCUGUCUCAGUGUGUGUGUGACGGGAACAUCCUGUUGGGGUGUCAUGUGACUAAAGACGUGCUGGGAAUCUGAAGACUGAAGAAUCUUGUGCUGUCAGAAGACCAAAUAACGCUCACUCUGUAUCACAAACACUGGUGUGUUUUUCUGUAUGUGAGCUUUAGGGCCUGUCCUAAAUUCAUGUUAUCGCUCUAAAUAUGAUUCUAAAAAUAUCAUCUUACAUUAUUAUCAUCUUAUGGCGCUUUGUGCUCUGAACUCACUAUCAUGAUUUGUGUGUGAUCAUAAAUCCAUUAUUUCGCUGUGUUUCAGUGAGCUGAUUGUGUCAGUGUGUCUUUACCCAACUAUUUUAAUAAAGUCUUUCUUCACUAGCUGUAA